Molecule: messenger RNA, 715 nt
Organism: Bactrocera neohumeralis
Lineage: Eukaryota; Metazoa; Arthropoda; Insecta; Diptera; Tephritidae
Exons: 3
Coding region: 203-715 (170 amino acids)
Cellular component (GO): nucleus
Source: RefSeq, a predicted model, not a curated record
GGGUUACUCUGUAAUGAGAUACGAAUAUGAAAAUGUUCGCAUCUUCAAUUUUGGUACUCUGUAAUACGACAAACGCAGUAAAUUUUGAAAUUUUCGAAUUUAGUUUUUCCCUUUCGCAUUAGCGGUACUCUGCUUUGCUAAAGCAAUUGUCAAACAUGCGUUAUAUUCGUAAUUUUUGUGCUACAAGUAUAAAGAAGUCGCAAUGCUUGAAAAUGUAAGUUUCAAAUAUGAAUUAGUUGUUUUAAUUGCUACUAAAAUAUAUAACGCCGUGCAUAUGAACUAUUUUGCACAAAUUUACAGGGAAGCACCGAAAAUAAAACAACAAACUCAACCAAAGCAAUUUGAAAUUCUUGUGGAUUUCAUGAAGGCGCAUCCCGAUUUAUCGAAAGGAUCACUAAAAACACCAGACGCCAAAAAUACCUCCAAUAAUUUAUGGAAAAAUUUAGUUUCCCAUUUAAACGCAGCUGGGCCACCAUUGCGCGACAUUGCGGGGUGGAAAAAGGUUUGGGCAGACUAUAAGAUUCACUUAAACGCAAAAAUGCGACGAAACAAAAAUAAUAUUUCGGGAACUGGAGGUGGUCCCUCACUUUUCAUACCCUUAUCACAGUUAGAGCAACAAUUGAGUGAGUUAUUGUCAAUAGAGGAAUCAAUAAAUGGAAUGAGUGGUACCUUGUCAUUCGGUGCAGCUAUAAGCAGCAUGUCGGAGCCGCCAUAA